CCAUCCACCAUCGAGAAUUUUACGCACGCACCGCUGAGCGUCGUUGCCUUCCUGGGUUAGCCGGGCAUGUCCUACUUUCUCGUCCACCUGCCUUCGGGCUGGCAUGUCGACCAGGCAAUUCUGUCGGAAGAGGAUCGCGUCGUCGUCAUUCGAUUUGGCCACGACUACGACCCGACAUGCAUGAAGAUGGACGAGACGCUGUAUGGCGUUUCCGAAAAGGUCAAGAAUUUCGCCGUCGUCUACCUCGUCGACAUCACACAGGUGCCGGACUUUAACAAGAUGUACGAGCUGUAUGAUCCCUGCGCGACAAUGUUCUUCUACAGAAAUAAGCACAUCAUGAUCGAUCUCGGUACGGGCAACAAUAACAAGAUCAAUUGGGCCAUCGAAAACAAGCAGGAGCUCAUUGACAUCAUCGAGACCGUCUACCGUGGUGCUUCGAAGGGAAGAGGUCUCGUCGUCAGCCCCAAAGACUAUUCGACUCGUUACAAGUACUGAUUGACGACGACGCAAAACACAAUACCUGUAACACUAGCAACUACUCGAGAACAGCUUCAUUCAUUCUUAAUGCCUACACGGUUGCCGAGCAAGGAGGAUA
Molecule: messenger RNA, 595 nt
Organism: Acaromyces ingoldii
Lineage: Eukaryota; Fungi; Basidiomycota; Exobasidiomycetes; Exobasidiales; Cryptobasidiaceae
Product: 4A/4B type thioredoxin-like protein
Exons: 3
Coding region: 67-495 (142 amino acids)
Biological process (GO): mRNA splicing, via spliceosome
Cellular component (GO): U5 snRNP; spliceosomal complex; U4/U6 x U5 tri-snRNP complex
Source: RefSeq, a predicted model, not a curated record